Messenger RNA from Scutellospora calospora, 1380 nucleotides. The record is from the annotation of a GenBank genome assembly. Lineage: Eukaryota; Fungi; Glomeromycota; Glomeromycetes; Diversisporales; Gigasporaceae.
AUGUCUCAAUCCUCAUUUUCACCGAAAUAUUAUGAAUUUUUAGAAUUAAUUCGUUAUGAUAUUGAAAACAGUUCUGAUAAAACUAUUGAAGAAUUAAAGAAGCCGAGAACUAUCGACAUACCAAUUCCAGAUAAUAUAACUGUGAACGAAGUUAAAAUAGAUGAAAAGUAUAGAAUUAAAAGUAAAGAAUAUUUGGAGAAUGGAUUGAAAAAAUAUGAGGACGUUGUAGAUGAAAAAUGGAAAUAUUUUGAUAAUGAAUUAUGUGGAGAAUGGAUUAAAAUUAACGAUCAGAAGGACACAGGAAGGGUAAUUCUUUACAUGUUUGGAGGAGGAUACUUUAUGGGAUCCAGUAAGGUUUCCAGACCUAUUACUUUUAAGCUCUCUGAAAUUGCUGAAUGUUCGGUUUUCGCAAUCGACUAUCGUCUUGCUCCACAAUAUCAAUUUCCUGCACCACUUUGUGAUGCUUUAGCAGCGUAUUUUUAUCUUAUCAAUCCUGGACCGGAAGCUGGAUUCAAACCGUUUGAUCCUAAACAAAUAGUAUUUGCCGGUACUAGUGCUGGUGGUGGAUUGGCUGUUGGUACAGCGUUGUUUAUGCGCGAUAUUGGUUUACCAUUACCAUCUAGCCUUGUUUUAUGGUCACCAUGGGUAGAUUUAACAAAUAGCAUGGCAUCAUUAUGGAAACCCGAAAUGGAUAAAACAGAUUUUGUUCCUAAGUUAACGUCUAGUGCUUAUCGUACGUGUACUAAUAUUGGACCACCAUGUCCUAUGUCAAUUGAAUUUCUUGAUCAUGUAAAAAUUCUUGCGGAAAAAAUUAAAAAAAAAAAGCCAAAUGUAGUGGGUCACCCAUCUUUUACUAAGAUUCCUAGAUACCAUUUUUAUUGUGCGAAUGAAGCUUUAGCCAUUCCUUAUAUUAGUCCAAUGUUAGCAGAAAGUUUGGGAAAUUUACCACCCAUUUUAUGUCAAGUAGGUGGUGGGGAAAGGUUUUUGGAUUCUAAUAUUUUAUUUAGUUUUAGAGCUUCUGAUCCGAAUAAAUACCAAUUACCCAAAUAUACUACAACGAAUUUUGCCAAUUCAUCAUUCAAAAAUCCCACAGAAGUCACUCUUGAAGUUUAUGAUGAAGCGUUUCAUUGCUUUCAAGCUUUUGUUAUAGAUGAAAAAAUUUCUCAGUUCUCACUAAAAAGAGCUGGCGAUUUCAUUAAGCAACAUAUACCUAAUGAAAGCUCUGAUGAAGCAGAAAGCAAAUCUAUUCAAGGCAAAACUAAUGUUCAAACAACCAUGAAUGCAAUUGCAAUUAAUCCUAAUUGUGAGAUUAGAGAGUUAGAUAUGGAAUUUUUAACUUGUUUAGAAUAUGAGAAUAUUGGGAUUUUUCCGGAUGUUUAA